This is a messenger RNA of Xylaria bambusicola, 2201 nucleotides long. Its product is annotated as D-arabinono-1,4-lactone oxidase. Gene Ontology annotation, cellular component: membrane; mitochondrion. The record is from RefSeq and is a predicted model, not a curated record. The coding region runs from base 353 to 1927 and encodes 524 amino acids. NCBI's taxonomy places the organism in Eukaryota, Fungi, Ascomycota, Sordariomycetes, Xylariales, Xylariaceae. The transcript has a single exon. Gene Ontology annotation, molecular function: D-arabinono-1,4-lactone oxidase activity; FAD binding.
CUGCGAUCUAUCUGUCCCAUUUUCCCACCCGACCCGAAAACAGUAUUAUUCAUCUCGAUAACUGAGAUCCAAUAUCCCCUCUCUCUUUUCCUUCAUCUCUCAUUUGAAUACCUUUGUAGUCUCAUAGUAUGGGACGCCGUCUUCUUUUUGUCCAUCGUCCUCUUAAGAAGGCGACCGCUUGAUCAUAUUGCUAGUAUUCCUCUGCUCUACCUCGUAGCUAGCAAACGGCCCACUUAGCUAUACAGGCGCCAAGGAAGCCUCGCAAAGAUCAAAACCUUCAAGUUCUUGAACCCGCAUACAGUCUCUACUAUAAUUUUCACUCCCUGCGCGUUUCACUCAUCUCAUCGCCACCAUGGACCCUCUCCUGACCGCUGAGUUGGCCAGGUGCGAUGACGGCGUCCCCUUCAACCCCAAGUUGCACCAUGCUCACAGCACAUGGGCUAAGACAUUCCUAUCCCGGCCGGAUCUCUACUUUCAGCCUGAGUCCCUAGAAGAGAUAGAGAAAAUUGUGAAGUUGGCCCAUAGAUGCCACCGUCGCAUCACGACUACUGGCUCUGGUCAUUCUCCUAGCUCCUUGACUUGUACCUCAUCUUGGCUUGUGAACCUCGACAAGUAUAACCGCAUUCUAUCCCUCGACGAGAGCACCGGCGUCGUAGUUAUGCAAGCAGGGAUUCGUCUUUACCAACUUUGCGAUGAACUAGCAAAGUACGGCCUUGCCAUGCCUAACCUUGGAAGCAUUAAUGAACAAUCCAUCGCUGGCGCCAUAUCUACCGGCACUCACGGCUCUAGUCUCCGUCACGGUACCAUGUCAACAAGGAUUCUGUCAUUGCGAAUCACUACUGCCGAUGGAGUUUCACGGUUCUGUUCCCCUGACGAGGACCCUGAUCUCUUUCGUGCCGCUGUACUGUCUCUCGGCGCAUUAGGGAUUAUCACUGAAAUUACUUUUCAAGCUGUCCCCGAAUUCACCCUGAAGUGGCAGCAAGUUAUUGAUGAUGAUACCAAAAUGAUGAAUUCCUGGAAUGAGGACCUCUGGACUCAGACCGAAUUCGUUCGUGUCUGGUGGUACCCUUACACACGAAGAGCAGUCAUUUGGUCUGCGGAGAAGACCUCUGAACAACCUGUCGACCCCCCGAGCUCUUACUACGGUGGUGCGCUUGGCUAUUAUGUUUAUCAUAACCUACUCUAUGCUGCCCAGUAUAUUCCCCGCAUUCUUCCGUGGGUCGAGUGGUUUGUAUUCGGCAUGGAGUAUGGUUUUGCAAACGGCUCAAAGUCCCAAGCGAUCCAACCCAGCCGCCAGGCGUUACUUAUGAAUUGUCUGUAUUCCCAGUUCGUGAAUGAGUGGGCAAUUCCCCUCCACAAAGGCCCCGAAGCUCUGCGGAGACUUAGUAGUUGGUUGAAUCAACUGCCACCAACCGACCCGGACUACGUGCCACACAACAUACCAUUUUCCGCCAAGGACUUGUGGGUGCAUGCCCCAGUCGAGGUACGAGUUUCGGAUAACUCUUCAGUCCCUCUAAAUAACCGGCCUCUUCUCGAUCAGACGGUUGAAGAUGGUCCGACCCUAUACCUCAACGCGACACUCUACCGACCUUACCAUCACGACCCACCAUGUCAUGCUCGUUAUUAUGAGGCAUUCGAGUGGCUAAUGCGAGAUUUGGGUGGACGUCCUCACUGGGCAAAGAAUUUCCAGACAACGGGCGAGGACCUCGAGAAUAUGUACGGUGACAAAAUCCAACAAUGGCGAAAAGUUCGGGAGAGAGCUGACCCUAAUGGUGUAUUUGUUGGGCCUUGGCACCGUCAGAAUGUCCUAGGAAGUGGAAACACACUCUUACAUGAGGAGGUUGACAGUGGCUCAGUAAAAGUAUCUGAUAAGAUAGUGCUCUUUAGCGGCACUGUUUCAACGGAAAACAAUGUUUUGAGGAAAUAGUAGGCUCAAGCUUUAUAAACGUGGCAGGCAAGCUAGAUUUUCACAUCUAAUAUUGUACACGUCUUCUUCUUCAUUCCUAAGUCUGAUAUGGUUGUAAAGACUGAAUGUCAGUGAAACAGUACUCUUUGCCCAUUAUUAGAGCUAGAAGGUCUGGUCAUGAAAUAGCCGAAACUCAGCCAACUACACAAGGGGUCUCUGUACUGGGCAAGGUGCACAGAGUGAGUUCACGUAUGAGGGCAUCUCUAGGACAACAACGCAAACAACAUAAUUUCAC